Messenger RNA from Melanaphis sacchari, 1093 nucleotides. RefSeq names its product KRAB-A domain-containing protein 2-like. Gene Ontology annotation, molecular function: nucleic acid binding. Gene Ontology annotation, biological process: DNA integration. The record is from RefSeq and is a predicted model, not a curated record. NCBI's taxonomy places the organism in Eukaryota, Metazoa, Arthropoda, Insecta, Hemiptera, Aphididae.
AAAAAUAUUAUGUUACGAAGUCGAAGAAAAAAACCUUUUAGUCAAAAGGAACAAAUUCAAAUGAUCACUGCUAAAACUAAAACAUAUACGAAAACACACCAAGAGUAUUAUUUACUCGCAUCAUAUACAGUGUUUAAAGUUACGGAUCAAAAUUUUUUGAUAUACAAACCUACAAAAAAAGAAGAAAAUAUUAGGUACAUUGUAAGCUAUGAAGAUUUAUUUGACAGAAUUAAAAGCUUUCAUAUAAAUACUGGGCAUGGUGGAAAUAUCAAAGUUCGUAUGGCAAUAUAAAAAGAGUACAUUCCGAGACCAGCAAUCGAAAUUUUUUUAACAGUAUGUCAAACUUGUAGUUGUAAAAAGUCAAUGAACCACAAACUAGUUAUUAAAUCCAUUACGUCAAAUGAUUUUAACGAAAGAGGACAAGUGGACCUAAUUGAUUUUCAGUCUGUUCCAGAUGGAAAGUAUAAAUGGAUACUUAACUAUCAAGAUCAUAAUACAAAGUUUAUAUCCCUCCGUCUUAUGGAAAGCAAAAGAGCUAUAAAAGUCGGUACUCAAUUGCUUAGUAUUUUUCUAACAUUUGGAGCGCCAAGUAUUUUACGAAGUGAUAAUGGCCGAGAGUUUGUAAACUGUGUACUUGAUGAAUUAAAACAACUUUAGCUGGAGUGUGUUAUUGUGCAUGGACGUUCAAGGCAUCCUUAGAGUCAAGGGAGUAUUGAGCGGGCCAAUCAAGAUGUUGAACAUACGUAUGUUAAGAGCAUGGAUGUAAGAUAAUCUGUCCCAGAGAUGGUCGACCGGUCUUCAAUUUGUUCAGUGGCCAAAAAAAAUUGUUCAUUUCACCGUACUAUUGGUAGAAGCCCAUAUAACGCGUUAUUUGGAAAUGACCCAAAAGUUAGAUUGACAAGUUCAAGGCUUCCAAAUAAUUUUGUUAAAACUAUUACGACUGAAGAAGAAAUUGAAGAAAUUGAAAAGAUUGUACAAUGCUCAAUAGUUAUCAUAUAUGUAAGAUUAAAACAAAUGAAGCUGGAUCUAUUAUGUGUACCUAACCUAUGUAGAAAAAAAGAACAGAUUAAAAUGCAACGAAAAAAAAGGCUCU